AUGAAGCCCGUCAAGAGAAGCAGGAUCUCCAAUGACAAACUUUCUUCUACUGGAGGAAGCUUCUUCGAUCACCUGCCUGAUGAGAUUGUUGUAUCCAUUCUUGCUUUACUAUCCUCAUCUGCGAACACUCCAGCCGACCUCGCCGCCGCAGCUAUGACAGAUAGGAGGUUCAGUCAGCUUGCACAAAGCAAGCUCGUUCUCAACAAGGCGUCCAUGGGUUGCCUAGCUGUCCGAGCAAAAAACUGGUCAGAUGCUGCAGACAGGUUCCUACAGAGAUGUGCAGAAGCUGGAAACACAGAAGCUUCAUACAUCCUUGGCAUGAUUAGGUUUUACUGCGCAUGUAGCCGCAGAACCGGAGCAGCUCUAAUGGUUUCUGCUGCCAACGGUGGUCAUCUGGAAGCAAUUUUCUCACUAGCUGUAAUACAGUUCAAUGGUAGCGGUGCCAGAAAACAAGACCGCGACCUCACACUCGGAGCUGGUCUGUGCGCACGCGCAGCAAAACUAGGGCACGUCGACGCAACAAUAGAGCUUGGGCACUGCUUGAUGGAUGGAUACGGUGUGACCAGCUCCCCUUUAAAUGGUCGCCUUCUUCUGCAUCGAGCGAAGCAGCUGGACGCCGAGAGCGAAAGACAGCAGGCAAGCCUCGGCACCCUAUACCAGAAGACGCACCAUGCAAACUUGUUCUUGUCUGAAUGGUUUUCGCUGAGCACAGAUGCAAGGAAUGGAUCGUACUAUAGCGAAACGUCGCUGACUGAACUGCUUGUUGCUGAUGGAAACAUGCGUCCAUGCUCGAACGCUAUGUGUGGUAGACAGGAGACAAGGAUGCACGAGUUCAGGCGUUGUUCUGCCUGCGCAUCGGUCAAUUACUGCUCCCGUGCGUGCCAGACUGCUGACUGGAAAUUCAGGCACCGUUCGGGCUGCACGCCUAGAAACCAGGGUAUCAAUCACAACGGUAACCAGGACAAUGUUGAACAAGUACAGCCGGAAGGAGGACACGCUGGCGCACAUGAUGUCUGA
Lolium perenne is the source of this 1017-nucleotide messenger RNA. Its product is annotated as F-box protein At1g67340-like. The record is from RefSeq and is a predicted model, not a curated record. Gene Ontology annotation, molecular function: protein binding. NCBI's taxonomy places the organism in Eukaryota, Viridiplantae, Streptophyta, Magnoliopsida, Poales, Poaceae.